This is a messenger RNA of Oncorhynchus tshawytscha (Chinook salmon), 2101 nucleotides long. Its product is annotated as zinc finger protein 239-like. Bases 77 to 961 code for a protein of 294 amino acids. The transcript is spliced from 2 exons. The record is from RefSeq and is a predicted model, not a curated record. Lineage: Eukaryota; Metazoa; Chordata; Actinopteri; Salmoniformes; Salmonidae. Gene Ontology annotation, biological process: regulation of transcription by RNA polymerase II. Gene Ontology annotation, molecular function: RNA polymerase II cis-regulatory region sequence-specific DNA binding; DNA-binding transcription factor activity, RNA polymerase II-specific.
CAGAGUGAAAGAGGAGGAGGAUGUUACAGUAAAAGGGGAGGAUGAAGCAGUUUAUGGAGUGAAAGAGGAGGGGGAGAUGACUGUUACAUCGGAAGAGGAGGAGGAAACUGGAUAUCUCGGCCCAGUUUCCCAAACGCUUCUUAAGGCAUCCAAUGGUUCUAACAAUGAAUUUAGCCAUAAGAUGGUUUUAAGAAACCGUUCCCGGAUUAACACUAGAGAGAGACGGGACUAUUGUGGAUCCUCUGGGGAGCCUCAACAACUUCAUGAUGCUGAUGAGGCAGAGAAGAGUCUCUCCAGAUCAGAACACCUCAAGAAACACCUGCAGAGAUCCACAGGGAAGAGAACUCACUGCUGCUCUGACUGUGGGAAGAGAUUCACCUCAUCAGGCAUUAAAAUUCAUCAGAGGAUCCACACUGGAGAGAAACCUUAUAGCUGUGGUCAAUGUGGGAAGAGAUUUACUACAUCUGGUUCUCUGACUCUACACCAGAGAAUACACACAGGAGAGAAACCUUAUAUCUGUGGUCAAUGUGGGAAGAGUUUUACCUCAUCUAGCAGUUUGACUCAACACCAGAGAAUACACACAGGAGAUAAACCUUAUAGCUGUGUACAAUGUGGGAAGAGUUUUACUGAGUCUGGUGGUCUGACUAUACACCAGAGAACACACACAGGAGAGAAACCUUACAGGUGUGAUCAGUGUGGGAAGAGUUUUGGUCAAUCUGGCCAUCUGACAGUGCACCAGAGAAUACACACAGGAGAGAACUCCUAUAACUGUGAUCAAUGUGGAAAGAGUUUUACUACAUCUAACCAUCUUAUUGUACACCAGAGAACACACACAGGAGAGAAAUCUCAUAGCUGUGAUCAAUGUGACAAGAGAUACUCUGAUAAAAGACAUCUGAUCAAACAUCAGAAAAUACAUAUCAUGAAACAACUCCUUCAUGUAUCAUUGAACUAUCCCACUUAGCCAAAUGUCAUUGAAAAUAUGUUGUAAAUAAGGCUAAUUGUCUUUAUUCCACUACUGAAGAAGCAUGAUUCAAAUCACCUACUCAUAUUUCAAACAUCCAGCCUGACAAAAUAUACAUGUUUUAUUAUUCCAUGCCUCACCACAAAGUGAAUUAUUGCCAAUAUAUAUUAACAAAUGAGUGUAGGUUUGGUUUUGAUUAUUCAUAUUUACAAUUCAUCUAACAUUUAUGAAUCAUAAUUAUUCAUGCAAUCAACUGACAUUUUUUGGCUACAAUUAUAUUGACAUUGUUGCUCUGCUUUUAAAAUAUCAGAGUUAAUUCUCAGAUGUGCCAACCCGAAUGUACUAGAGCAUGACAUUGGGGACUUGGCCCUGAUCCAACAACAUGCCUAUUGAGUGAACCCUGAAAAGAGAGAGAAGCUCUGCAGUGAGGUGGAAAGUUACUACGGAUAUUAAGGAGCUAGUUCUAGAAGUUAGUGAGUUUUAGAAAGACGAGAGUUCUAGAAGUUAGUGAGUUUUAGGAAGAUGAGAGUUCUAGAAGUUAGUGAGUUCUAGAAGCUAGUGAGUUUUAGGAUUCUAUAGAAAGAAAAAUAAUAUGAUUGUAUAUUAUUAUUUAGAAAUACGUGUUUGUUCUUGUUUUUAAUUGUUGCCAGCCAGUAGACACCAUGUUUAUAUUGGUGAAGGUGAAGCAUUGUAGUUGAUAAUAAUGUGAAAUUGAAGUUGUUUUCUGUUGGUGGUAAGCAAACCUGUCUAUCAAAAAUAUUGGAUAUAUGUGUUGUCUUAAAGGGGAAGGUUUUACACGCUUUGGUUUUUAGGUUGGAUUUUAGCACGUAUAGCUCGUCAGCGCGUAUAGCUCCCGUUUACGUUUAGCAUGUAGGACGCACUGAUUGGUGUCACCUCGUUAGUCACUGUUACACCUGUGCUGGCUUGUCCAUCUCGUUAUGGUUAAAUAUUGCCUCAUGUUGUUAAUAUUUUAAUCAUUGGAUUUUCCUUAGUCUUUCAGUUGUUAAUCUUCUGUUUGUUAUCCUCUUAUAUUUGUUGUGUAUUAAAUAUUUCUGUUUAUUUUUGUAAAUUCAUGUGAAGCCAUUGUGUUGCAUCCAUGUCUGAAAUGUGCUGUUUAAUUAAAGCUUGGAUUGAACAUAU